AUGGUGUCAGGAACACUGAGCUGUGAGAGAAACAGCUCACCACAAGACCGUCUGGGCUCAGCAGGAAGUACCUCCAUAUUUACUUCCAAGUCAACCUCAGACGUCAUGUGGAUCAGAUGCCUGCUCUUCGUCUCGACCUUGUGUGCUCCAAUUGCCAUCGCCUACGGCCGUGCCCCUAUCCCCAUGGCAGUGGUGCGCAGGGAGCUGUCCUGUGAGUCCUACCCCAUCGAGCUGCGCUGCCCGGGCACAGACGUCAUCAUGAUCGAGAGCGCCAACUACGGCCGCACCGAUGACAAGAUCUGCGACUCGGACCCGGCGCAGAUGGAGAACACGCGGUGCUACCUGCCUGAUGCAUACAAGAUCAUGUCACUCAGAUGCAACAAUCGUACCCAGUGUGCAGUGGUGGCCGGGCCUGACGUCUUCCCUGACCCCUGCCCUGGCACAUACAAAUACCUUGAAGUCCAGUAUGAGUGUGUUCCUUACAAAGUAGAACAAAAAGUAUUUCUGUGCCCUGGCAUUCUGCGAGGAGUGUACCAAAGUGAACAUCUUUUUGAGUCUGAUCACCAGUCUGGUGCUUGGUGCAAAGAUCCCCUGCAGGCCUCAGACAAGAUCUACUACAUGCCCUGGACGCCAUACCGCACAGACACCCUGACAGAGUACUCAUCAAAGGAGGACUUCAUCGCAGGCCGUCCCACCACCACCUACAAACUCCCACAUCGUGUGGAUGGGACUGGCUUUGUGGUGUAUGACGGCGCACUCUUCUUCAACAAGGAGCGCACGCGUAACAUUGUAAAGUUUGACCUACGCACACGCAUCAAGAGCGGCGAGGCCAUUAUCGCCAAUGCCAACUACCACGACACCUCACCGUACCGCUGGGGGGGCAAGUCGGACAUCGACCUGGCGGUGGACGAGAAUGGACUUUGGGUGAUCUAUGCAACAGAGCAGAACAACGGGCGCAUCGUGGUGAGCCAGCUCAACCCCUACACCCUGCGCAUUGAAGGCUCCUGGGACACCAGCUACGACAAACGCUCUGCCUCCAAUGCCUUCAUGAUCUGCGGAGUCCUGUACGUCGUCAAAACCGUCUAUGAAGAUGACGACAAUGAAGGGACGGGGAACAAAAUUGACUACAUGUACAACACUGAUAAGAGCAAGGAGAUGACGGUUAACAUACCGUUUCCCAAUUCCUACCAGUACAUUGCUGCAGUGGAUUACAACCCGAGAGACAACCUGCUGUACGUGUGGAAUAACUACCAUGUGGUCAAGUACUCGCUGGACUUUGGCAACAAUGGUAGCGGCAUGGCUCCAAUGAAACAUUUGAAUAAUUUAUCACCUCCAGUCUCAGAUGCCAAAUUAAGCAGGCCUAGCCAGGACGACAGGGGAGGAGGAGGUCCAAUUGGUGGUGGGGGUUCCUCCUCCUCGUCUACCAGCCGCACCACCACCACUCGUUCUCCUCCCUACUACACCACCCCAAGGCCUCUCCUCACCACCUCCCCCGGCCAGCGGUACCGAACCACGACCACAAUUCGACGCUCUCCACCAGUGCAGGUCCCUCCAGCAGCCCCACAACCUCCUGCUCUGCCUCCGCAAGACUUCUGCAGCCCGAGGGUGACAGCCGACAUAUCGUGGCCCCGGACACAGCAAGGCCAGACAGCCAAGCAGCCCUGUCCUGUAGGGACACUGGGCGUGGCCACAUACGUGUGCAUGGCCCAUUUGGGCUACUGGGAUCCUCAAGGCCCUGACCUCAGCAACUGCACGUCACCCUGGGUCAACCACAUCAUGCAGAAACUUCGCUCGGGUGAGACGGCAGCGAUUGUAGCCAGGGAGCUGGCAGAGCAGACCAAAGGGCUUCUGCGUCCUGGCGAUGUGCCAUCCACAGUGCGGGCCAUGGCCCAGCUGGUCGAACUGCUGGACGUCCAGCUCAGGAACCUCACCCCCGGGGGCAAGGACAGCGCUGCCCGCAGCCUCACCAAGCUUCAGAAGAGAGAAAGGUCCUGCAGGUUUUUCACACAGGCUAUGGUGGAGACGGUGAAUAAUUUGCUGCAGCCACGAGCCCAGACAGCGUGGAGAGAGCUGCCCACCAGCGAGCAGCUGCACUCGGCCACUCUGCUCCUUGACACUGUGGAGACUGGGGCUUUUAUGCUAGCUGACAACCUCCUCAAGACUGACACUGUGCAGGAGACCACUGACAACAUCCAGCUGGAAGUGGCCAGGCUGAGCACGGAUGGGAACCUUGCAGACCUGACAUUCCCUCAGUCAGAACUACAUGGAAACUCCAUCCAGCUGUCAGCCAGCACUCUCAAACAGCAUGGCAGAAACGGUGAGAUCAGGAUGGCCUUUGUCCUGUACAGGAAUUUGGGUUCCUACCUGUCCACAGAGAACGCCAGCGUCAGACUGAGCAGCGAGGCGGUCUACCCUAAUUACUCUGUUAUUGUCAACUCCCCGGUCAUCACAGCAUCCAUUAACAAGGAGAGCAAUAAGGUUUACCUGUCUGAGCCCGUGGUAUUCACUGUCAAACACCUGCAGGUAAGUAAGGUUUCGGAAGAGAACUUCAAUCCCAACUGUUCGUUCUGGAGCUACUCCAAACGCACCAUGAUGGGAUUCUGGUCUACGCAGGACUGUCGUCUGCUGGCCACCAAUCGCACGCACACCAGCUGCUCCUGCACACACCUCACCAGCUUUGCAGUGCUUAUGGCCCAUGUGGAGGUCAAGAAAGCAGACAGCAUGCACGACCUUCUCCUGGACGUGAUCACAUGGGUGGGGAUCCUGUUGUCGCUGGUUUGCUUGCUUAUCUGCAUCUUCACCUUUUGCUUCUUCCGUGGACUUCAGAGUGAUCGCAACACCAUCCACAAGAACCUCUGCAUCAGCCUCUUCAUCGCUGAGUCACUGUUCCUGGUCGGGAUCAACAGGGCCGAUCAGCCAAUUGCCUGUGCAGUCUUCGCAGCCUUGCUCCAUUUCUUCUUCUUGGCAGCCUUCACCUGGAUGUUCCUGGAAGGGGUGCAGCUCUACAUCAUGCUGGUAGAGGUGUUUGAGAGCGAACACUCCAGGACUAAGUACUUCUACCUGGCAGGAUAUGGAGUGCCUGCUGUCAUAGUGGCCGUCUCCGCUGCCGUGGACUACAGGAGCUACGGCACUGACCGAGUGUGCUGGCUGCGAUUGGAUACAUACUUCAUCUGGAGUUUCAUAGGCCCUGCCACGCUCAUCAUUAUGCUGAAUGUAAUCUUCCUCGGUAUCGCUCUUUAUAAGAUGUUCCAUCACACAGCCAUUCUCAAACCAGACUCUGGAUGUCUGGACAACAUCAAGUCUUGGGUGAUUGGGGCCAUAGCUCUGCUGUGUCUGCUGGGCCUGACCUGGGCUUUUGGACUAAUGUACAUCAACGAAAGCACCGUGAUCAUGGCCUACCUUUUCACCAUCUUCAACUCCCUGCAGGGCAUGUUCAUCUUCAUCUUCCACUGCAUACUGCAGAAGAAGGUGCGCAAAGAGUACGGCAAAUGUCUGCGCACUCACUGCUGCAGCGGCAAGAGCGUGGAGACCUCCAUCUCCUCCUCGAGUAAGACCACCACCUCACGGACUCCAGGCCGCUACUCCACAGGCUCACAGAGUCGUAUCAGGCGGAUGUGGAAUGACACUGUGAGGAAACAGGAGUCCUCCUUCAUCACUGGAGACAUCAACAGCUCCGCCACGCUCAACAGAGCACCUUACCGAGACACAAAGGGCAUCCUGAACAACGCAAGAGACUCCAGUGUUAUGGAUACGCUCCCUCUUAAUGGUAACCAUGCCAACAACUACAGCAUGGCCAGCAGUGAGUACUUGAGUGACUGCGUCCAGAUUCUAGACCGUAGUGGUGGCUACGGCACCCACAGCAACCACAAAGAGACGACCCUGGAGAAGAAGAUUCUCAAGGAGCUGACUUCCAACUACAUCCCGUCCUACCUCAACAACCAUGAGAGAGCCACUACGGAGCGCAAUCACAACCUGAUGAACAAGCUGGUCAACAGCAGCAUGGCCAAUGGAGGGAGCAUGGCAGGAGGCAGCAGCAGCAGCAGCAGCAGUGGAGUUGGUGGGUGUGUGGGAGGCAGUAAAGAGGACAAUGGUCCAAUGGUGCUGGACAACCCUGUGGCCUUCCCCCAUGAGGAGAACCUGGGUUUGGAGAUUAUCAGAGAGGAGUCCAACGCUCCACUCCUGCCGCCACGGCCCCCUCCACCAGACAGCCACCCGCCACCGCCGCCUCCUCCCCACAGCUUCUCACGGCCGCGGCGCAUUCCCCAGGAGACCAGCGAAAGCUUCUUCCCCCUGCUGACCAACGAGCACACUGAUGAGCACACGCAUUCACCCAACCACAGAGACUCACUCUACACCAGCAUGCCAGUGCUGACGGACCUCCCGGAUGGGCAGAUGAACGGUUUAACAGACGGAGAGGAAGAUAGCUCAGGGGAGCUGCAGCCCUGUAAGAGUGCCACUGCUCCAGAGCUGGAUGAUGUCUAUUAUAAGAGCAUGCCAAACUUGGGCUCCAGGAAUCACCUUCACGAGCUACAGAGCUACUACCACAUGGGCCGUGGUGGCAGCGAUGGAUACAUGGUGUCUGGGAGCAAGGAGGAGUCUGAUUCGUCGCCCGAGGAGCCGCCCAUAGACCCUUCCCACCUGGUUACCAGUCUAUAGAGCCAAUCAAGAGACUUCUGUCCCUCCCCAGCCCACUCUCACAUUUCCAACCUUCCAAUGAAAACAUUCUGUGUUGUUGACUGACUGACUGACAGACCGAGCUGGCCCGCCCCUGGAUUGAUGUACUGUGUGUGACAUUAACUAUGGUUCAUGACAAUAUGGUCGAGAUAUCGCUGGUCAAAUGGAAGCAGGGACUGAAUGUAUUGUCAUAAAUGGUGCAGACUGAGUGGGCGGUUCUGAGAGACCUUUUGUGAACAUGAAACAGAAAUGGAACUUCUAACCUGGAAAGGAAAGGAAGGAGGAGGGAUUCUGUAAUUUUACCAUACCUGUUACUUUAAUUUGGAAUCUUGGAUUGACCGUAGCCCUACGAGUUCCCCAAUAUGGACCUCUAGCAGAUUAUAGCAUAUAGUCCACUACCACCACUACAGGGGCGUGGCCCCCAGCUCUGGUUAAAGGAGCUGCCUGUCUGUUUGUCUGUAUGUCUGUCUCUCUGUCUCACUCUAAAAGACACGUACUGGGAUGAUGCUUCAACCUCUCUGAAGGGUAGAGCAGGAUAUUCAACUCUGGUGUUCAUGACAUAAACUGGCCCCAAAGAGGCCCCGCCCCACUACCUGCCAAUCAAGUGGAGGAUGUAUGAUAUAUGCCCUCACUAAUGAUCAUCCCGAAAAACUAUUUUACUGGACAACCGAACUGUAACCAUAUCACGCCGAUGUUCUGAAUUCUCUUCCUGUUCGUAUCUGCUAAACUGGAGUUUGUGUCCGGGCUGGUGUAACAUUCCUGCAAGUUGUAGUGACUGCGGCUACUGUGUACUUCACUGAAAACAAAGA
Seriola dumerili (greater amberjack) is the source of this 5483-nucleotide messenger RNA. It is a transcript of the gene adgrl3.1, whose product is annotated as adhesion G protein-coupled receptor L3-like. Lineage: Eukaryota; Metazoa; Chordata; Actinopteri; Carangiformes; Carangidae. The record is from RefSeq and is a predicted model, not a curated record. Gene Ontology annotation, molecular function: G protein-coupled receptor activity; carbohydrate binding. The transcript is spliced from 26 exons. Gene Ontology annotation, biological process: cell surface receptor signaling pathway; brain development; adenylate cyclase-activating G protein-coupled receptor signaling pathway. Bases 1 to 4656 code for a protein of 1551 amino acids. Gene Ontology annotation, cellular component: cell-cell junction; axon; glutamatergic synapse.